AUGACACGCUCCGACUUCAUCCGCCAGCACCACGACCUGUCCAUCUUCUCCAUCGACUCCCACGCCGUCGUGCGUGCAGACUCGGUACCCAUGCAACGCGCCUUCAACGAAAUCUGCGCCGAGCCAGGUUUCGAGGACUUUUUGGAAGCGACGCUGGAGCGUAUUGGUGCGAUUGAGAGCUUGGGGAGGACAAAGGAACUUACGUUCAAGGAUCUUUGGGAGGGGGGUAAGUAUAGGAUUACUACGAGGGAUAGAAAGGGUGUGGUGCAGGGCGAGGUUGAGAUGGAGACUGUGCCAGGGAAGACGGAUGAUGAUGAUGAUGAUGAUGAUGAUGAUGAUGGGAAGGAUGGGAAGGAUGAUUGA
Alternaria atra is the source of this 363-nucleotide messenger RNA. RefSeq lists its product as uncharacterized. The transcript has a single exon. The record is from RefSeq and is a predicted model, not a curated record. NCBI's taxonomy places the organism in Eukaryota, Fungi, Ascomycota, Dothideomycetes, Pleosporales, Pleosporaceae. Bases 1 to 363 code for a protein of 120 amino acids.